Punctularia strigosozonata HHB-11173 SS5 is the source of this 1077-nucleotide messenger RNA. RefSeq lists its product as uncharacterized. Lineage: Eukaryota; Fungi; Basidiomycota; Agaricomycetes; Corticiales; Punctulariaceae. Gene Ontology annotation, cellular component: endoplasmic reticulum membrane. The record is from RefSeq and is a predicted model, not a curated record. The transcript has 5 exons. Gene Ontology annotation, biological process: endoplasmic reticulum to Golgi vesicle-mediated transport. Bases 51 to 596 code for a protein of 181 amino acids.
CGACGUCCUCAGGUCCGCGACCGUCACCGGCCACAGCGUUUUUUGUCGACAUGGGUUUCCGUCAAGCCGUCGUCCUGGCCUCCGUGUCAUUCUUCCUCGGCGUGCUCUUCAUAUGCUUCAACGUGGACUACCGAGUGUUGUACAACUACAGUGAAGCGGCGGCGGAGGACGGCUUUCAGUUCUACGCGACGUUCUUCAACUCCCCCCCUGCGAUCAAGGCGUUGCUACAUGGCAUGAUGGGUGCGGGCCUUGUCGGUCUGUUGGCCAAGCUUUUCGUCUGGACAGAAAGCGCAAUGUGGUUCGACGGCUCUUGUGUCGUCGUGUACAUGCUCGCCAUCGUGGUUUACAUGACUGUCACGAUCCCAUCCAUGCGAACCAUUGUCGAUCCCGUCGAUGUUGAUACGAGAGCAGACCGCAUUGAAGCCCUGCGAAUCCUCGCAGCGGGCAACACAAUCAUGAUGGGUCUCCUCGGCGCCGUGAUAUGUCUACAGGCAGGACAGGAGUAUACCAACCGCUUGAUGGCGAAGGAGCUCGCUGCCAUAGAAAAGGAAGAACGCGACAAGAAAGCGGCCGAGGCGGAAAAGAAGGACCAAUGAGCCGACGCAGCAGUAACGUCGGGGCCCAUCGCGGUCCGCCGCGGCCCCGCCUCCAACAGGCCCGCAGCGUCUUUGUAUUCGUGGAAGCACCUCAGGCUCCGACCCAUCCACUCUCCAGCUAUUUGCGCUCCAAACAGAGAGCGCCCGCAAGGCUGAAUCCGAGUUUCUUGGUGGAGGAGGAUGCCAAAUUAGGCAAUUGAGAACAUUAGGGGAUGAUCCAAAAGGGGGGAGUGGCGGUGCAAAAAGAAUGAUCCGAGGAAUAUCCGAAUAGAGGGGAGCGCAACGCUGGAGAGCGGCUGGCACAUAAUGUAAUUUGCAAUUGAUGCCGGAGCUCGGCUCUGACACAUAUUCUCCCAGGGUAACUGAAGACCCAGCUUGGGGUCAACAACCCCGCGCGGGUAGCACAGCCACGUCCCUAAUCCGGCUCAUACUGCUGCAAUCCCCUAGUAAUCCCUGAUAGAGGGUACACGAUCCUGUCAUC